AUGGCGCCUGUGUUUAUGGGAUUGUCUGGUAAUAUUAACAAGCAAGAAUGUCAGAAGGACGGACUUGCCAGUCUGAAGAUCUGGAUUCUGCCAGGCUCAAAAAACCUCUCGUGGAAACAAAAAAGAAGGCUCACAACGAAGCUAAGUGAAAUAGUUAAGUUUCGGGACGAGCAGAGGAAGAAGGAUGAGCUCGAAAAGAGGAAAGGGCGAGCAAUAGCUGAAAGAAGAGAACAAGAGUUGCUCAAAAUCACCCAGAGAAACGAGAUUUACGCCCUCAACGAAACAAUGAAACGACUCGAAGGCGCUAACUUCAAAGAAUACGCUGCCAAAAGGAGUUCAUGUUGCCAUGGAAACGAUAACAAAGUUGGAAAUCGUUUGGGGGCUGUAUGAUGUAGAUAUUUAAUUAGAAAUGUAAUUAACCAAUUAAAUAAUCAUUAAUCAAGAGUAUUUAAGUUCAAAGGUUUUAGUGAUUUUAUUAUUUGUUAUUUUAGACAGCCUCGUCAGCAUCUCUUUUAUA
Messenger RNA from Bolinopsis microptera, 517 nucleotides. RefSeq lists its product as uncharacterized. NCBI's taxonomy places the organism in Eukaryota, Metazoa, Ctenophora, Tentaculata, Lobata, Bolinopsidae. The record is from RefSeq and is a predicted model, not a curated record. The coding region runs from base 1 to 390 and encodes 129 amino acids. The transcript is spliced from 5 exons.